ACACUGGUAGUAAUUUGGAAGUAAUAUCCAUUGCAACAAUUUGUAAUCUAACGUGAAGCGUGGUAUAUCGAAUACACAUAUGUGAAUAGUGCAAGCCAGCUAUAAUAUGCCCAGGUAUACCAGGAAAUCUCAUUCCAAUCCGAAGAAAUCGGAACUUCCAGGGUCAUCCAACGAUCAUCUUGAAAUGUUCGUUCAAGACGGAACCUCGGUCAUCGACGCCGAAAUCAAACAGGAAGAGGAACAGAAGCACGAGCUAAAUCCACUGGAGUCGAAACCACUGGGUGAAGUUAAGGUGGAGCCUUUGGAACCAAUCGGGGAUCCAUUCGGGCAGCCAGAUCGGAACUUCGACCAGCCUCGCUGUCAAUUUUGUCUCAAGUCGAUUAGCGGAGAUCAAGCUACCAUCACGCGGAAAAUGAUCACCUAUGUUUUAGGUGUACGGAAACUGGCCGCGUUUUCCGAAAGUCCGGACUGCUGCCUAGAGUGUAAGAAGAUGUUUGAGAUGUUCCACGAGUUCAAGAAGUCGUGCCUGGCGGCUUUGGCUCGUUCGAAGGAACUGUUGGCGGAAAAAAAGGUUUCGAAUACGGUUGAACCCUCGCGGCGGGAUUCGAUGCUUUUACUGGUGGAAGUAAACGACGAAAAAGCUAGUAAGAUUUCUGGGUCGCCAAUUCAUAAAUUUGAUUCAGAUGUUGAAGAGACAGGAUUUCAGGAUGAUACUGACGAAGAAAGCAUGGAACCGGUUUCGGUGGUGCCACCGACGGAGAACACCAUCGAAACGGUAUUCGAUAGUCCGGAAAAGUUAUGCGAAAUGAACUGGCUCACCUAUCCCGAAACAUCGCCGAAAGAAACGGCACCUGAACCGAGCAUUCCACCUGUCCCUAUCGAAGAUCUUCCCAGCGACAAACCCAAAAAACGAAGAAAUGUCAAAUCAAAAGACAAACCCCCGCGCAAAAAGUCCAACGUUGACCAUCCUACAUCGAAUCAUUCUGAAUCCGGACCAGACGAUGGUUCCGAUUCGGCACCGGCAAAUUCGGUAUCAAAAGAAUCAAAACCUCGGAAACCGAAAAAGAAUAAGAAAACCAAUUACGCAUGUGAUCAGUGCCCGGAAACAUUCACUACCGAACACCAGUGGACGUUGCAUAUGAACAGACACAAAGGCAUUCGGACGGUCGCCUGUCGCCGCGAAGGCUGCGACAAGAAGUUCUUCGACACUCAGCAUCGCCACGCGCACGAAAUCGGCUGCGGCAAGGAUGUGAAGAUUAUGUGCAGCGUGUGUGCCGCCAUCUUCCGCUCGAUGAGUGCCCUGCGCACCCACAUGGCCAGCCAUGGAGAACUGAAGCACUUUUGCAAAGUCUGCGGCAAGGGUUUCUACCGGAAAGCCAAGCUGGACAAGCACGCCUCGGUGCAUUCCGAUGCGCGGAACUUCGAGUGCAAUGUGUGCGGCAAGCGGUUCAAGUCGAAGGAAGCCAACCGGGUGCACCAGCGUGUUCACACCGAGGAACGACCGUACGCGUGCCACAUCUGUAGCAGGGCUUUCCGAUACAACUGCGGACUCAAGGCGCACCUGGAGAGGGGGCACGAUCCGGCCGAUUUACGGCAGCAGGAUCUGGCAGCUGCUGGUAAUAGUUCUUUCGGAAUAUCUGGCGGUUUGUACUGAUGCGAAGGAUCUGUAAGCUGUUACAUUACAUCACAAGAAUUGAUCAA
Aedes albopictus (Asian tiger mosquito) is the source of this 1701-nucleotide messenger RNA. RefSeq names its product zinc finger protein Gfi-1b-like. The transcript is spliced from 6 exons. Gene Ontology annotation, cellular component: nucleus. Gene Ontology annotation, biological process: regulation of transcription by RNA polymerase II. The coding region runs from base 107 to 1654 and encodes 515 amino acids. The record is from RefSeq and is a predicted model, not a curated record. Lineage: Eukaryota; Metazoa; Arthropoda; Insecta; Diptera; Culicidae. Gene Ontology annotation, molecular function: DNA-binding transcription factor activity, RNA polymerase II-specific; RNA polymerase II transcription regulatory region sequence-specific DNA binding.